Molecule: messenger RNA, 1398 nt
Organism: Aspergillus campestris IBT 28561
Lineage: Eukaryota; Fungi; Ascomycota; Eurotiomycetes; Eurotiales; Aspergillaceae
Exons: 2
Coding region: 1-1398 (465 amino acids)
Source: RefSeq, a predicted model, not a curated record
AUGGGAUGGCCGAAUCCUCACGGAAGUCGGCUGGACCGGAGAGGAGAUCUGAAGAACGCCAUUCUCCAGGUCUUGAAUCCUGUUGAACCACGAGGUCCUUUUUUGAGUGUUGCGGAUGGGGAGCCUUUUGUCCUCCCUGGACUGGAGGUAGACGGUAUCGGGCCUAUUGGUCUGCCGGUUUCUCCACACGAAGCACAAGCUCUCAUCAGUGCCGGCCGUCCUAGUGCGCAUGUCGGAACCACGAAAACGAUAGAUGAAGCCCACGCUCCAAAGCGCUGGGAGUUAGAUGGGGACAAGUUCACCUUUGCGAACCCCGCUUGGGAGGCUCAUGUGAAAAUGCAGCUUAGCCAUGCGCUUUCCAAACUGGGGCUGAAUGCCGAUGCGAGAGAGGUCGAGAUGAGGCCGCACAAAAUCUUCAUCGACGAGAAAGACCGAGACGAGCUGCGACAAGCCUUCACCGAGUUCCUCCCUCGAAUUCUAGAGUCCUUCCAAUUUGAGGGCCUCGAAUGGAGGACAGGCCUAUACGACGACGACGACGACGACGACGACGAUUUAUACGGACUCCUGUUGCGGAAAGAGCCUCAUAUGAAGCCCUUAGACCCAGAAAUCCUCAGACAGUUUAUCCAAAGUUACGAAGAAUUGAUUGGUUACGGAAAUUUGACUGACGAGACCGCACCCAUCUACAGUGCGCUGAUCAAGCAUGCGAAACAACUACCGGAAGCCAAAAAGGCCAUCGCAUUUGGUGAAGACCUCCUCCCAUUUCUCAUAGAUUAUUGCAAAUGGAUGGGCUUUGAAAUCGGCGUUCCACCCCAGUCCUACGAGACCGACUUCGCCGUGGCCGUCCUCGACGAGUACCUCAACAGCUGCAUGCGAGCGCCGCCAGAGCGACCAGUUCAGUUGGAUGAGCUACUGUCGAAGUAUACUUGCGCAUGCUGGGACUGUAGCAGGCUACAAGUUUUCCUCGGCGACUCCAAUCAGAGAGUGGCAACAUUCCGCGUAACAGCGGCCAAGAGACGACACUUGGAAGCCCGACUCCGGCCCCUACUCACGACCCUAACCGUUUUCACCAUCUACUCUGGGCCGCCGUACACGCUGCAGGUUGAGAAGCCGAGUACCGAGUAUGAGAAGAACAAAGCCGCUACGGAAUGGGUCACCAACGUCAAUCAAUUUCAGGGAUACAUGCGGAAACUGAAACAAAACUACGCCGAGGAAGCUAUCGGGGCGGACCGCUUCCGCGCUCUAUGUAACCAUCCGAACUUGCAGAAACCGGACUGGGUGAGGGAGGCUGUGGUAAGGCCGGUGGAUGGCGCAUCUAUCCAGCCUUCUCCCCAGUCUGUAAGUCCUUGGCAACAGGGCAGCUUGACGUCUAGGAAACGUCCAUUUGCAGAUAUUAUUUGA